This is a messenger RNA of Cyprinus carpio (common carp), 1080 nucleotides long. RefSeq lists its product as uncharacterized. Gene Ontology annotation, molecular function: GTP binding. The transcript has 2 exons. NCBI's taxonomy places the organism in Eukaryota, Metazoa, Chordata, Actinopteri, Cypriniformes, Cyprinidae. The record is from RefSeq and is a predicted model, not a curated record. Bases 136 to 822 code for a protein of 228 amino acids.
AGUGUACAUUUGGUACCAAAACUGAUCUGAGUCUACUGUUUCUAAAUCUUGAUUUCAGUGACAACUACUGUAAAAGCAAAGCUGAACAUUGUGCUGUGUGGAAAUAAUCCAACACUCAAAAACUCUGUGUCUAAAAUGUUUAGAGGUAUAACAAGUAAAUCUCAGAAAGAGAUGAGUAAAGUGUGUGUGAAGAAAGAGGGCAAGAUUCAUGGACGGCAGAUCAGUGUAAUAGAGCUUCCAGCUCUCACUCGGCUCUCAGAGGAGGAAGUGUUGCGGGAGACUCUCCACUGUAUGUCUCUCUGUGAUCCUGGAGUUCAUCUUUUCAUCCUUGUUACUCCUGUCUGUCCACUUAAUAAUGAAGACAGAGCAGAAAUGGAGAAGAUUAAAGGAAUACUUAACUCUAAUGAGCACUUCAUGUUGCUUUUCAUUACUGAACUUGACCAAAGUGUCAGAGAUUUUGUGAGUCUCUAUGGGAGUUGGCACAGUCUUAUGGGGUUAAAGGACCAGAGAAGCUCAGAAAAGAUAUCAGACCUGUUUGAUCGUAUUGACAGCAUGAAGAUUGAACCCUAUUCGCUUCAGAUGCACAUAAGAGCUCCAGAGAAGAGAGUCAGACAUGAACUAGAGGAGCAACUGAGAGUGAGAGAUAAUGAAGUCAAAGAGUUACAGAAGAAGAUCAAGACACUGGAGGGUGUGAAGCUGAAUCUGGUUGUGUGUGGGAGUAACAGAGAAUUAAAAUCCUUCAUAUCAAACCUGAUCCUGAAGCAGAGCGAGGAGAAGAUCAGAGCUGAGCUCAGAGUGUGUGAGGAGAGACGUGGAGCUUGAUGGACGUCUGAUCAGUCUGGUGGAGCUUCCAGCUCUGUUCAACACUCAGCUCUCAGAGGAGGAAGUGAUGCGUCACACUCACCGCUGUGUGUCUCUCUGUCAUCCUGGAGUUCAUGUGUUCAUCCUCAUCAUUCCUGAUGCUCCACUGACUGAUGAAGACAAAGCAGAAAUAGAGGAGAUCCAGAGGAUCUUCAGCUCAAGAAUCAACAAACACAUCAUGAUCCUCAUAAAGCAGAACCCAGAGAGACAGACAGAAAA